UUAUUUUUGUAAAAAUUUUGAAUAUGGAUAAUAAUCAACAACAGACACCAGCAUUUGUUGGAAGAGGCCGUGGAGGACGUGCAAAUUUUGGAAAUGUUUCUUCACGAACUGAUUCUAUUUCUGAUAACAAUGACACAACUUCUAACGAGCAGCAACAAGUAAAUGGAAGGGGUGGUGCUCGAUUUGGACGAGGACGAGGGAUUUUUGGGAAUGAUACUUCUAAAACAAAUAACUUUUCUGCUAUUAACAAUUCUUCAACGACAAACGAUGACCAGCAAAAUACAAUUUUCAAUGGGAGAGGUGGUACUCGUGGACGUAGCCGGGGAAGCUUUGGAAAUAAUGCCGCUCCUAUUGAUAAUUCUCAAGCAUUUGACAAUAAUUCAACAACAAGUAAUCAACAACCAGUUCGAGGAAAAGCUGCUAUUCGUAGUUGGCGGGGAAAUAAUCGUGGUGGAAAUUUGGGAUCUGUAGGUUCGAGUACUGGUUCUACUUCAGAUCUCAAUAAUAAUGGCAACCAAUCAACCCCAUUUGGUGGAAGGGGUCGUGCUGGUGGUACUCGAGGAAACUUUGGAUAUGGUAAAUUUCAUUUUUUAUUACUGUCUUCCCCCCCCCCCUUAUUAAUCAUUAUAAUUUGUUUUUAUAAUGUUCAGAUUUCUGGUAACAGUAAUAUUUAUAGCCAAGACUUGAGAUACUUUUGUUAA
Messenger RNA from Meloidogyne enterolobii, 701 nucleotides. The record is from the annotation of a GenBank genome assembly. NCBI's taxonomy places the organism in Eukaryota, Metazoa, Nematoda, Chromadorea, Rhabditida, Meloidogynidae.